AUGCCGUUCCACCCGGUGACGGCGGCGUUGAUGUACCGGGGCAUCUACACCGUGCCCAACCUGCUGUCGGAGCAGCGCCCGGUAGACAUCCCCGAAGAUGAGCUGGAGGAGAUCCGCGAGGCCUUCAAGGUGUUUGACAGAGACGGCAAUGGCUUCAUCUCCAAGCAGGAGCUGGGCACGGCCAUGCGCUCCCUGGGUUACAUGCCCAAUGAAGUAGAGCUGGAGGUGAUCAUCCAGCGGCUGGACAUGGAUGGUGAUGGCCAAGUGGACUUUGAGGAGUUUGUAACCCUCCUGGGACCCAAGCUCUCCACCUCGGGGAUCCCAGAGAAGUUCCAUGGCACUGACUUUGAUACAGUCUUCUGGAAGUGUGACAUGCAGAAGCUGACGGUGGACGAGCUGAAACGGCUGCUCUACGACUCCUUCUGUGAGCACCUGUCUAUGAAGGACAUUGAGAACAUCAUCAUGACAGAGGAGGAGAGCCACCUGGGCACGGCUGAGGAGUGCCCCGUGGAUGUGGAGACUUGCUCCAACCAGCAGAUCCGCCAGACGUGUGUGCGCAAGAGUCUCAUCUGCGCCUUCGCCAUUGCCUUCAUCAUCAGCGUCAUGCUCAUCGCAGCCAACCAGGUGCUGCGCAGCGGCAUGAAAUAG
Molecule: messenger RNA, 648 nt
Organism: Chrysochloris asiatica (Cape golden mole)
Lineage: Eukaryota; Metazoa; Chordata; Mammalia; Afrosoricida; Chrysochloridae
Gene: CABP7
Product: calcium binding protein 7
Exons: 5
Coding region: 1-648 (215 amino acids)
Molecular function (GO): calcium ion binding
Source: RefSeq, a predicted model, not a curated record